Messenger RNA from Dermacentor silvarum, 938 nucleotides. Its product is annotated as CRISP/Allergen/PR-1-like. The transcript is spliced from 7 exons. The coding region runs from base 76 to 855 and encodes 259 amino acids. The record is from RefSeq and is a predicted model, not a curated record. Lineage: Eukaryota; Metazoa; Arthropoda; Arachnida; Ixodida; Ixodidae.
AUUUCAUCAUCCAGAGAACAGGAGGUUCUCCUGCCACAGCAAAUGUAAGGAAACACGUCAAACGAAUUUGAAAGUAUGGUUGUACUCUACGAGAGCGAGCCAUUUCGUUUUAUUUGUGGACAGUACAGGAGCCAAAAAGGAAUGACGAAGUUCACCGCGAGCGCUAUGGAACAAGCAGACAUCACCAGGCGCCGCUCAACGAUCGUGCCGCUCCGCUUUGUACUGCUCGCGCAAGCCGCCAUGCUUCUGCUGUUCUGCAGCAUCCGGUGCGCAGCGCUGAGCGAUGAGGAGCGCGCAACCAUCGUCCGGCUGCACAACCAGAUACGAAAUUCGGUGGCCAUGGGCAAAGAGAAGAAAUGGCCGGCCGCGUCCGACAUGCUGCAGAUGAGCUACAGUCUACAGUUGGAGGAGCUCGCCCAGACCCACUUAUCGAACUGCGUGUUUGAGCCUGGCUGUAUAGGCUGCAACAUCGGUCUCGACAACCGGCCGGGACAGAACUUGUACGCCAUGGCUGGUCCCGCCAAUUGGACCCGCGCGGUGAACUUUUGGGGCGAGGCACCCAUCGACUUCGUGGCGCCCAGCGAGCCGGGAAGCCCCGUGCGCAUCAAGGUCUCUGUGCUCAGCCAGAUUCUGUGGAGCAAAUCAAACAAGGUCGGUUGCGCCUGGAAGGACUGCACCUACAAGACCGGCAACAGCAUGUAUCUCUGCAACUACAUGCCAGCGGGUAACGAGAUGGGAGGCCACGUGUACAUGAGCGGUGCGCCGUGCAGCCGUUGUCCCAAGGACACCUGUUGCUCGCACCUCUGCCCGCACAAGACACAACCUGCCUACGAGGGCCUAUGCGCUCCCAAGUAGGAGGAUGGCGAAGCUGGUGCAUGCUGCCUUUGAUUAAAGGAAUUGAAACUGAAUAAUAAAACACAUUUGCUGUGAUAAGAUAA